Messenger RNA from Didymodactylos carnosus, 402 nucleotides. The record is from the annotation of a GenBank genome assembly. Lineage: Eukaryota; Metazoa; Rotifera; Eurotatoria; Philodinida; Philodinidae.
AUGAUGUACAACGCCAUAAUUGUUAUAUCGAUCGUUGUUCUAUUUCAUAUUAAUGUUGUUUAUAAUACAGCCAUACAUGACACAAAAUCUGACGCAGAAACGAUACAAGAUCAUGAACAUCAGACAUCUUUGAUUGAACAAGAUAGUGAUGAUGAUACAUAUGAUAUGAAUAAACGACUAGCCAAUAUGAAAUUUGCUAGUGGACUAGGAAAGCGUUUAGCAAACAUGAAAUUUGCUAGCGGUCUGGGAAAACGAUUAGCAAACAUGAAAUUUGCCAGCGGUCUUGGAAAACGACUUCCAUCAAUGAAAUUUGCGUCUGGUUUAGGUAAACGAAAUGAAUACGAAGGUUUAAUGAAUUAUAUUGGUGAAAAUGGGAAUGAAUUCAACCGACAGUAUGUUUAA